Molecule: messenger RNA, 2178 nt
Organism: Exophiala bonariae
Lineage: Eukaryota; Fungi; Ascomycota; Eurotiomycetes; Chaetothyriales; Herpotrichiellaceae
Exons: 2
Coding region: 1-2178 (725 amino acids)
Source: RefSeq, a predicted model, not a curated record
AUGGAGCCCCAAGAUACAUCACCAUUAACAGCGAAAGCGAACGGCAUGCUUCCUCAGACCAGUCACAAUGUUCCCCCCUCAGCUCGGUCAAAGUUUCCUCAGAUGGCGACAAUUCCAGCCUUGAAGCAUACUUCCCGAGCAGAUGAUAAUGCAAAUGCGUCUCUACAGGGGACCACGGGUGCGCUUCGAGAAAUCAUCUGGUCUCUUGUCUGUGUUAGUCUACCGAUGAUUGUUUUGACUGCCAUAUUCAUCGGUCUGGUCUACGGCUAUUUGGUAUCAGAGGAUCCACUGACCUCGGACGACAUUUUUGGACGACCUGAAUCAUACGACCAGUCCGCAUACUAUGUUAGAUACAGUGCUACACGACUCAUCACGGUCUCAUCAUGGACCAGUACUGUAACUUCAUUCACCACUACAUUUGUCAUGACUCUUGUGUCAUAUCCACUCGCGAGAUCCUAUACGAGAAAAUCGGACUUGGGGGUCUCCAACGAAUUACCAACCACAUAUCAAUUCAAGCUGAUAAUCGGCCUUCUGGGAGGUAGCUUGGGAUCUUUGUGGUCGUGGUUAGAUUACUGUUUAUGGCGGAAACCCAUCAAGCAGACUAAGCUCUUGUGGACAACUGCGACCGCUUUACUCGCUUCCAUCGUUCUGAGUUUUGGAAUUCUUGCUGUUGAUACAUGGCUUCACAUCACCACGUCUACCGUUCCAUACGAUACUCUAUCAUCAAUUAGUGCUCAGCCUGCCUUCUCAUAUGGGCGCGUUCUUGACCCUUUUUGUUGGAAUUCAACCACGCAGUCUGAGAUUGACGACUCUGCUCAGUGUAUUGGCUCCCUUGGUCCACCUGGCAACACAGUAUUUUUCCCAAGCGCGUCUGAAACUGCGAGAACUCUGACGAAUCUGUCGACCGUGAACUCAGUACUAAGUUGCAAUCUGCGGAAUACUUCACUUGCGUAUGUCACCGCUGCUCGGCGUGAUUCAAGCCUUGAUUUCCAAGCAAACACUUACGCCAUGAGCACAACUUGCAAACCUGUCAGUCAAGAAUGUAACCUGGAGUGGACAUCCUACUGCACCUAUGAAGUGUGUAACGCAAAUAUGGUUACACCAAGUAUAGCUUACAACUGCAGUCCUACUUUAUCUGGCAACAUGUUAAACAAUACUGGCACUACAUUCGACGCAAACCAAGGCGGAGGUUCUAGAGGUACGAGUAGUACCGGCUUUUUCCUCCAGCUGUUUGAAAAGGACAACUACGUUAACCCAAUAGGUACAAAUGGUGGCAACACCACGAUGCGCAAUCCCUUCUACUUUACGACUGGUGCUUUGCUAGCCACUACCGACCUUUUAGCCAGCGAUCCAGAGGCAAUUUCAAGCGAUUCUCAGAACUAUGCUUUCAUCCUCUCGUGCGUCAGUACAGUUUAUGACUUCGUUUACAAUACUGUCAAUGGUACUGUUGUUAAUGGAACAUACACGGCGUCAAACGACACCUUGACAGCCAAUAUUCGUUGGGCUCUAGGAAAUGUUCAAGCUUACUCUCGAAAUGCCCUCGAAUCAGCCUGGAUCAGUGGAGCACAACAAGUGAAUACUUCGCAAGGACUUUCAGAUUUCUUCGCCCAGCGGUUCAGCGAAACUGCAAUGAGCAUGGUGGUUGGUAUUACACAGCCGUCGUUGAAUAUCGCCGAACGAACGCGUGAGCAUUUGCUGGUGACGCGAUUGCCAAAAGCUCCAUUCUUCACCUUGAUCGUACUCAAUCUCUUGUACGCAGUGCUUGGGGUCCUGCUGGCCGUUGUGGCUGUUGCGAGUCAGCCGCGUGCAACACGGGAUGUCCAGGCUCGUCUCAGUAUUGCUGGACUUGUCGCUGCUUUAUUCGAAGUUGACAGAAGUUCGAGCAUUGGACACCCAAAGUCAUCACCCGGCGGUAUCGAGAUUGCCUUCGCCGAGUAUCGAGAGAAGAAUUUUACAGGACCGAGAGUCAUGGUUGUGGCUAGAGACGGCAGCCAUGCAUUUGAGAAAACCACUGCACCUGAAAAGGGCACGAAGGGCAACGGACCGGCCACUGCUGAAGACCCCUCGGUCUCUUCUGCCGAGAUGAGUACCCUAUUGCCACAGACAUCAGAGGAGCAAGCGCAAAUCACCGCGUCUGAGAACAGGGCCUUCACAACUGGCAGGAGCAGCACCUACUAA